Messenger RNA from Pistacia vera, 528 nucleotides. RefSeq names its product class V chitinase-like. Gene Ontology annotation, cellular component: extracellular region. Gene Ontology annotation, molecular function: chitinase activity; chitin binding. The transcript has a single exon. NCBI's taxonomy places the organism in Eukaryota, Viridiplantae, Streptophyta, Magnoliopsida, Sapindales, Anacardiaceae. The coding region runs from base 1 to 528 and encodes 175 amino acids. Gene Ontology annotation, biological process: chitin catabolic process; carbohydrate metabolic process. The record is from RefSeq and is a predicted model, not a curated record.
AUGGCUCCAAAAAGAGUUAUGCUUGCAGUGUUCUUUGUCAUCUACCCUCUAAAAUUCUUCCCAGCAAAAUCAGAAACUUGGGUUAAAGGUCGUUACUGGUAUUCACGCAGCGCGCUCCCGGGUUUACGCAUAAAUUCUGCUCUCUAUACACACCUUCAUUGUGCUUUUGCUGAUGUAAAUUCAUCUUCUUAUGAACUCUCUUUAUCAGAGUCUGAUGAGAGAAAGUUCUCCAGUUUCACAGAUACUGUGAAACAGAAGAACCCAUCAGUCAUGACUCUUCUAUCAACUGGGGGUGGAGAUGCAAGCUAUUCAACUUUUUCUUCAAUGGUGAGUUAUUCAUCUUUCAGAAAAUCUUUCAUUGAUUCUUCAAUGAGAACGGCUGGGCUUUAUGGCUUCCAGGGCCUGGAACUUGGUUGGGCUUCCGCAAACUCUAGCUCUGAUAUGUACAACAUGGGAGUUCUCUUUAAGAGUGGCGAGCCGCUAUCAAGUUGGAGACAGGAAACUCUUGCCAUGCACAACUUAUAUUGA